Suillus plorans is the source of this 2157-nucleotide messenger RNA. RefSeq lists its product as uncharacterized. Bases 226 to 2046 code for a protein of 606 amino acids. The record is from RefSeq and is a predicted model, not a curated record. The transcript is spliced from 6 exons. NCBI's taxonomy places the organism in Eukaryota, Fungi, Basidiomycota, Agaricomycetes, Boletales, Suillaceae.
GCGCCUUUCAAGAGAGUCUACUAUGUCGAAGGCACACUAGUAAUGACACGAGGAUCUCACGGGACGCUAGCGACAUCCGAACCUUGGCCACGAAGUUUUAGGAUAGUAAGGAAACAUCACCUCCAUAUCCAGAAUCACCCGUUCGCUGGCAUACAGCAACUGGAGGAGUGAGGAUCAGACUUUGGGCAAGGAAUUUGUUAAUGAUGACAAAGCUUCCUGUGGAGCAUGUUUGCUGGAGGUAUCCCCACGCGUCCUCUCAAAGAGACGUUGUCAUUCACUAUAAAGGCUGGACAAUCUGGGCAUGAUGUCCUGUUGUUCUUGAUCGCGAUAUACUGUUACCCAGCAAUGCUGUGCUGGUUAUCCCUCGCGCUUGUCUUAGCGACUAAUGUCGUUGCGUUUACUGACUCACCCUCUCCAAAAUCAAAAGAGCCAAACAGUGUACCGUCUCAGUGCCAGGCACAUGCCUGGGUGAGAGCACCUGACAUGGUUCCCGGCGAAGUCAUCGCAGGGGAUGUCAAGAUUAAACUCAGCGGACCAUGUACUGACGCCAAGAGCUAUGCGAUAGGCUUGCGCUAUAAGGAAAGAGCGUUCUGGGAGUUGCGACGGGAAGAUGCGCCGAUUCUGGAAAGGCCCAAAUGGAAGUAUAAUUGGAGGCCGUACGAGAACUCAGUUCAGGAUAAGGACUCGUGGUCUACGCAUGAGGAAGAACGAAUUGCCUUUGAGAUCAAGAGUCCUCUGACCGGUGCAGGGAGGACAGAUACAUUGUCAAGAAACUUCACAACCCGGUUCGGAGUUCUGGUACCAAAUACAAACUACCCUCCAGGAUUAGACGGUCGUGUAGGCUUCAUGUCUAACGGGGGAGAGGAUAAUAUAAUAUCCGGUGAAUCGAUUUACGAGUACUUCGUCGAAAUCGGGUUUAGCAAUGGUACCACUUCAGAGAUACCUGCCGGAAUGACAGCCUUUAACCCGUUCUACCUCUCGACGGAAAACAACGCACCCAGUGCUAACGUAUCUCUAUCUCCGGCACCCCCCGGUUUUAACAUGAAACCAUCAGUAGACGGGUUGCGGAGCAACUACACGAUUGAAGUAUCUUUUCCUGAAGGAGCAUACAUCUAUCAAAACUCGUCCGUGAAUUUUACGGCCAUUGUUCAUCGGACAGGAUUCACGAAUCGGACAGACAUUCCUGUAGAGCUGUGUGCGUUCGCGGCGAAUGACAUUGAAUGGCAUUCUCAGGAGCUCCAGAACAUAUCACAACCGUUUUCAUCGUUCGUCAGGGCAUUGGUCCCCUCCAUUGUUACCGGGCAGCAUUCAGAAUUAUCUCAAGUCGGAAUACCUUAUUCCCCAUGCAGAGAGAUCAAUUUUGCAGCAACUCCUGCAUCAUUGGCUCACGAAAGCCACAUUAUUUCCACGUCCUCCGAACCGCUUUCAUUGUCCCUCUACGUGGAACACGAUGCUGUUCCAGAUUUUUCAACUUACUAUCAGAAACUGGGACAUCUUGUCCAUCUGGAUCUCUUUAUCGCGCCUGAUCCAUCAGAACCAUGCGAAAAUGAAUUCGAGAAGCCUCAAUACGAGGAGCUACAAUACGAGGAGCUACAAUGGGAGAAGCAGACUCUGGACGCGGAUGAACUUGACUGGGUGCCCUGGGUGCCCCGGGUGCCCUGGAUGCAAACACAGACUCAUACCCGAACCCUUUCCGGCAACACCAAUGUGCUGUCAGUCAUCUCAAUGCAGAAGCAGGGACCUGUGGGAUUGAUGCCAGUCCACUACCUGUCUGACAAAGCUCGCCAACCAGUAUUUGUCGAUUCGUCGGACAUCGCUGACCUUCGUCUGAUGUUGCCAGAGGAACGCGACCUCAUCGCCCCACUUACGCACCCGUCUAUAAAGGUGUUUGCCAAGGGAGAAGAAAUUGCAAACAGAUAUUUCACUGGCGGUGACACGCGGUACCCGAUAUACGUUGGGGACACCUGGGUCAAGAAAGUAUUGCCUAUGACUACUAAGGAUCAGGGCGAGAAUCAUACUGUGGACCACUUGCUCGUUGUGCAGUGAUAAUGAUGAUGAUGAAUUGAUGUAAUGAUGCCAAGGGAUAGUCAGAAGUUCAACAUAGUGUGCGGUGCGAUGAAGUUUAGGUUCUCAACUUCUCAUUGAUAUUUCAAUAUG